UUUAACAAUUUGCAUUUCCUAAUGGAGAUUCCCGGCCAAGAUAGAGUACCCCCAAGGCACCUUGAGGAGGUCAAGAGAGUCAGAUCCCAUUUCAACAAUACGAAUAAGCCUAGUUUCAAAUUCGAAAAGAUCAUAGGAACCGGUGCACGCGGAUUUGCUGUGGAGCUGAGGAUAAAAGACGAAUCUGGUCCAUCACUGACUCCACCAUUGCCAGAAGGUCCAUCACUGAGCGGUCCAUCACUAAGUAGCCCGUCAUCAAGCGGCCCGUCAUCAAGUGGCCCAUCAUUAAGCGGCCCCCUAUCGUUACUUCAUAUGAUACCAUCAUAUUCUUCACGGUUGAUUGGCUCACCAGCAGCUGAUCCGUUAUUUAGUAAACUACCGCCAAUCAGCCCAGUAUGGGCUGUUCCAUCAAGGGAAUUGCUACUACCAGUAGCUCCUUCACUAUUAUCUGGUCCAACACCAGCGAAGAAGAAAAUAGAAAGAUUCGUGAUGAAAAGAGCCUUUGACAGAAAGGACGACGAAACCAUCUCUAGAGAGUUUGAGUUCCUCCGGAGACUCCGAGGAGCCCAAAAUAUCCAACAACUAUACCGCUUGCCGAACGAGACAGAAGAUCUGAAAUUGAACUACCUACCAGGCCCAACAUUAUUCACGGAAUGGAUUCCAAAUGGCCAAAUUCGGGAUUUGGUAAUGACACGACCUGAUUGGAACCAUCCUUUACCCAAUCGAAUGCUUUGGAGAUGUUUCUUAUGCAUGUGUCACAUGCUCAUCGCUAUGGCUUGGCCCCCUGAGGGAAAUCCAAAUGCACCUUCAGCCAAGCCAGAGCUUCCGCCGAAUAAUUCGCUUGGCGUCCGACCGCAGAAAUCUACAAUGAGACAUAACGAUAUAAAUAUUGGGAAUAUUAUGUUUGGAGAUUUUGAUUGCAUGGCACAUCGACUUGUCCCCAUUCUCAAACUUAUCGACUUUGGACAAGCCAGUAAUUCCACCGAUUCCUUCCAAUAUACAGAGGAAUCAGCGGUCCGACAAAAUAUGCUUAGAAUUGCCGAGGUAAUGGUCAACUUGAUAGGAGGUGCGGUUACGAUGAAUCCAAGGGGGAUUCAAGAUAUGGAAGUUACUAUAAAUGGGGAGAAGAAAACCAUAAAAUCACGCGCGAAAGAUUUGGAUGGACUUAGUGGAUACGGGGCGACUAAUGCUAUCAUUCAAAGACACAAGGAGUGGUUGGACAACUUAGAUACCGAUCUCAGAGACCUCCUGGUGCUGUGCCUAGCAACUGACGAAAACAUGCGGCCGACUCUAGAACAGCUUUACGAAGAGGUUCGGCGUAAUGUUACAGAAAAGACCCGAGGAUCGUAUGCUGGUAAAAGAUGGCAGGACAAUGAAUCAGACGAGUCACUACGUACUAUCUCGAGGAAUUUAAUAGUGAAUCCCGCCAAUAAAUCUAGUUGAAGGCAACUAAAGAUACC
Molecule: messenger RNA, 1460 nt
Organism: Annulohypoxylon truncatum
Lineage: Eukaryota; Fungi; Ascomycota; Sordariomycetes; Xylariales; Hypoxylaceae
Exons: 5
Coding region: 22-1443 (473 amino acids)
Biological process (GO): protein phosphorylation
Molecular function (GO): protein kinase activity; ATP binding
Source: RefSeq, a predicted model, not a curated record